Messenger RNA from Cyphellophora attinorum, 702 nucleotides. RefSeq lists its product as uncharacterized. Lineage: Eukaryota; Fungi; Ascomycota; Eurotiomycetes; Chaetothyriales; Cyphellophoraceae. The coding region runs from base 1 to 702 and encodes 233 amino acids. The transcript is spliced from 4 exons. The record is from RefSeq and is a predicted model, not a curated record.
AUGUCGCAGCCUAGUGCGGGCGAGGUCGAGCCCGGGGAUGCACCAUCCGAGUUCUCGCUGGCUGAUAUCGAUGCUGGUGAGGUCGAAACUGACAGCGACGAUGAAGCGUAUAUCAUCGAUCAAAGCGACCAAGUCAUGGCAGAGAAGAAGGCCUUGCCCCCCAGGGUUGUGGCUUUCGCAGAGGGCAUGUCAAACCAAAAGCUGACUCACCACAUGCAAUCGAUGAAGGGAGGCAGAGGGCUUACAUAUACCGCUGGCAUGGAACGUGCCCAAAGUCUGCAUGUCGCUGUCAACGAGGAAGAUCUGAAAGCAGGCCAGUGGGCAAUGGUCCUCGCUCUGAAGACUUACUUCGAAAACGAGCCCAAAGGGGAAAUGUGGCGGAAGGUGUCUGAGGCGCUGUACGAAGAGACCUUGCGCAAUGCCACCGGCGAAAACAAGUUCGAAGGCGUUCUUCUCAUUCCUGCUCAAACGCUUGAGAGGAUGUAUACAAAGCAGAAAGCGCGUGGCUGGUCAGCGUUGCUGAUUGAUCGCCAAAUCAUGACUAUCGAGUAUCCUGAAAUCAGGGUUGGACCGGUCAGAGAGGAAAGCACGAAGGGCUACUUGGAGAAGUGGUUCGCAAAGGUUCCAUGGGCACGCUUCUGGGAGGACGCUGAGGGACAUCUGCAUAUCCAAGGCGAGGACAAGGACGGCUUCCUGUGGUGA